AUGGCCGUCGAAAUCCAAAUCAUUUCCAAAGAAACAAUCAAACCCUCUUCCCCAACGCCGGAGCACCUCCGCCGUUAUAGUUUAGCCUUCCUCGACCAAGUCACCGUCGAUGUCUACAACCCAAUGGUCUAUUUCUACACCGCCGGCUCCGCCACCCCCGCCGAAAUCGCCAACCACCUGAAAAAAUCCCUCUCCGACGUCUUGACACAUUACUACCCUCUCGCCGGCAGAGUCAACUACGACGAAUUUUUCAUCGACUGCAAUGACGACGGUAUCCCCUUCAUCGAAACCAGAGUCAACUGCCGACUCUCUGAUGUAAUGAACACGCCGUUUCCUUCUGAAUUAAACAAAUUUCUUCCGUUCGAAUUGGACGAGCUUGACGAGGUUUCAAUGGGGGUUCAGUUGAAUGUGUUCGAAUGCGGCGGCGUUGCUGUGGGGAUCUGUAUUUCUCAUAAGAUUAGCGAUGCUCUGUCUUUUUUCAUUGUGGUUAAUGGGUGGGCGGCGUAUUGCCGGGGAGAGAAGGAGGCAUUACGGACUCAUUUGUCGUCGGCGGAGCUGUUUCCGCCGGCGAAGACGGGGCUUUACAACACGAGAACGAGUAUUUUCAGGCAGAGAGUGGCGAGACGGUAUCAAAUUGAUGCUGUGAAUGUUGAAAGUAUUAGAGCUAAAUAUGCAGAGUGCCCUGCCAUGCAAAACCAGAGGCGGGCAUCGAGAGUUGAGGCGUUGUCUGCCUUCAUCUAUAGUCGUUUUAUUGCCGCCAUUAAAGCCGUUUCGAUGGAGGAUAGAAGCUCAGAAUCGGAGAAGAAGAUAUUCCUAGUAUGUCACGCUGUAAACAUACGCUCAAGACUGGACCCACCCGUCCCUGAAUAUGCAUUCGGAAACUACUAUAGAUCCACUUUUGCAGUUCCCUCAGAGGGGAUUCUUAACGACAACUAUUGUUACGAUCUUGUGAAACUGGCGAGGGAAGAAAUUGGGAAGAUUGACAAACACUAUCUCCAAAGGCUUCAAGAAAGCUCCAAAUUCCUCGACUCCAUGAAGAAGGCUGCCGCCCAAUUCUCCACCGGUGAGCUCAUCUCUUGCUCCUUCACUAGCCUCUGUCGAAUGCCCAUUUACGAUGUCGAUUUUGGGUGGGGCAAACCCGAGUGGAUCAGCUCCCCAGCAUUGAUCUUCAAGAAUCUCUUUGUCUUCAUCGAUAAGAAAGAUGGCGAUGGAGUUGACAUUUAUGUUCAUCUCAAAGAAGAGCACAUGAAUAAGUUUGAAGCUGAUGAAGAGUUCCUCAAAUAUGCCAAGUUGCCUUCUAAUUAA
This is a messenger RNA of Benincasa hispida (wax gourd), 1305 nucleotides long. RefSeq names its product stemmadenine O-acetyltransferase-like. The record is from RefSeq and is a predicted model, not a curated record. Lineage: Eukaryota; Viridiplantae; Streptophyta; Magnoliopsida; Cucurbitales; Cucurbitaceae.